Dioscorea cayenensis subsp. rotundata (Guinea yam) is the source of this 858-nucleotide messenger RNA. RefSeq lists its product as uncharacterized. NCBI's taxonomy places the organism in Eukaryota, Viridiplantae, Streptophyta, Magnoliopsida, Dioscoreales, Dioscoreaceae. The transcript has 3 exons. The coding region runs from base 1 to 858 and encodes 285 amino acids. The record is from RefSeq and is a predicted model, not a curated record.
AUGGAGAUCUCGCCGGAGAUUGGAGAGGUGAGAACGAGGGCAAGGGAGAUGGCUCUCAAGGCAGUGGUGGCGGCAACAUCGAAGAAGAGGAAGACGAUGGUGCGUAGUGGCUAUCGUGGGGCUGGAAAGGGUCCAAAUCUUCUGGUUGUCGUUUCUGCUGCGAGGAGCAUUUUGGCUAUUAGUGAUUUUUUUAGCUAUGCCACUAUGAUUAUAAACAUUAUGGGUGCUUCCUGUAAAAAGAGAGAUGCAUUGCUUCAGAAGCACCAUGAUAUGAUUGUGGAGAAAUUGGAGAAAGGUGAGAUCUUUUCAGGAAGAGGCGAACAUCAAGAGACUAAUCUUGUAAGACCUGGUGAUUCUCGGUGGGGCUCACAUUAUACAACUUUAAUCCGUCUAUUUACCAUGUGGGAGUCAGUAUUAGAGGUGUUAGAGAAUCAGAAAGAUCAAAACAUUGUUAAUGCAAUGGGUUUAAUUGUAACUAUGAAAGAACUUAUGCAAGACUUGAGAGAAAAUGGAUGGGGUACAUUUUUAGAAGAAGUCAGGAGCUUCUGUGUUGGAAUGUCAGUUUCAGUGCCUAAUAUGGAAGAUAGUAUACCAGUUCGUGGCCGUUCGAGACGUGGAGGGCAAUUGGUAACUUAUUACCAUCAUUAUCAUGUAGAGAUCUUUAUUGCAGUGAUUGAUUUACUUACUGCUGAGAUGAAUAACCGAUUUAGAGAAACUUCUACAGAGUUAUUAAGAUGCAUUAUUUGUCUUGAUCCAAGAAACUCUUUUUCCAGAUUUGAUCCUGGUAUGCUUGUUCGACUUGCUCAGCUUUACUCUGAUGAUUUCUCCUCAUCCGAUCAUCUUAUCUUAAAAGAGUAA